Messenger RNA from Harpia harpyja (harpy eagle), 1232 nucleotides. RefSeq names its product gastrin releasing peptide (gene GRP). Lineage: Eukaryota; Metazoa; Chordata; Aves; Accipitriformes; Accipitridae. Gene Ontology annotation, molecular function: neuropeptide hormone activity. Bases 430 to 888 code for a protein of 152 amino acids. Gene Ontology annotation, biological process: neuropeptide signaling pathway. The transcript is spliced from 3 exons. The record is from RefSeq and is a predicted model, not a curated record.
GCGGCGGCGCGGCGCGCCCCCGGGAAAGCCUGUCGGGCGGGUGCCGGCCCCGGGGCUCCCGCCGCGGCCGCUGGGGAGGCCAGCCCGGCGCAGCAGAGGGCCGAGCCCCCGGGGCCGGUACACCCUCGCCUCCCCCCCCCCCCCCCCGGAGCCUGCCGGGGCGGGGAGGCGGGCGGGGGGCCGGGGCUGCCGGCGGCGGCCCCCGCCCCCGCCGGAGGCAGGACGGAGGCACGGCGGGCCGGGGGCGGCCGCAGCCCCGGCCCCGUGAGGAGGCGUCAGGCGCGGCAGCUCCGCUCGCGCCCGGUCCCGGCUCGGUAUAAAUGGGGGGCGGCGGCGGCGGCGGCGGCAGCGCUUCGCCCAGACGGAGACGGAGCCGGCCCCGCAGCGGAGGGCGGCUGGGCGGCGAGCGGCGGCACCGGCACCGGCACGAUGGGCGGCGGCGGCGGCGGCCCGCGGCGGCCCGGCGCUCUGCCGCUGCUGGCGCUGGCGCUGCUGGCGGCGCAGGGCGGCGCGGCGCCCCUGCAGCCCGGCGGCUCCCCCGCGCUCACCAAGAUCUACCCCCGCGGCAGCCACUGGGCUGUGGGACAUUUAAUGGGGAAAAAGAGCACUGGAGAUCUUCCUUAUGUUUAUGAAGAAGAAAACAAGACACCGUUUUCAGCAUUACCUGAAAAUAUCAAGCAGCUGGAAGACUAUCUGCAGUGGGAAGAAAUCUCAAAAUACUUGCUACGGCUGCUGGAAGGGAAUGAAAAUAAAAGUGCUCACUUUUUAAAAGGAGGGCUUCCCUGGUAUACCAGGAACACCUGGGAGACAGAUGACAAUAGCAGUUGGAAAGAUAUGAUGGACUAUCUGCUUCAAGUUGUGAAUAUGAAAGAGGGCACUCCGAGCUGAAAGAAGGUCUCUAAAUCAUGAAGAAAUGGAAUACUUUCUGUAAGAGACUAUAUUUCAUGAGCACUUGAUUGUAUCAGAUAAUCAACAAGGUCUCUUUUCUGUAAACAAGAUUUCCUUUGUGUAAAAUAUCUAAAUACACAUAUUCUUGUAUGUUUCAGCAAUGACUAAACUCUCUCCUUCAUUUUCAAGGUUGCAUCUUCUUGCUUGAAUGGCUUUGAUAUAUAUAAUUGUCACGGAAGGGUCUUCCAAUUAAUUAUAUGACUUACCUAUCUAAUCAGUUCAUCUCUCAGUUCAAAACUACAUGACAUUUCAACGUUCGCAAUAAACAGUACUAAUAAAAAGGC